AUGUCUCAAAACGGUGGUUUGGAUUCAAUGCUAGAUCAAGCAUAUCAUUUUCUGAAGGAGACUCCAGAGCAGAUUACAUAUAACAUUCGUCGAUACUAUAAGAAAACUCAAAGACUGUUGAGUAUGCUGAAAACAGGCUGA
This is a messenger RNA of Paraglomus occultum, 141 nucleotides long. NCBI's taxonomy places the organism in Eukaryota, Fungi, Glomeromycota, Glomeromycetes, Paraglomerales, Paraglomeraceae. The record is from the annotation of a GenBank genome assembly.